This is a messenger RNA of Gossypium raimondii (Peruvian cotton), 1341 nucleotides long. RefSeq names its product probable isoaspartyl peptidase/L-asparaginase 2. The transcript is spliced from 4 exons. Gene Ontology annotation, molecular function: hydrolase activity. NCBI's taxonomy places the organism in Eukaryota, Viridiplantae, Streptophyta, Magnoliopsida, Malvales, Malvaceae. The record is from RefSeq and is a predicted model, not a curated record. Bases 217 to 1194 code for a protein of 325 amino acids.
CAUUACCAUCCUCCAAUUAAGAGAUCAUAAAGGAAAAAAGAUUCUUAGUAACAGUAAAUAGCCUACCCGGAUUCUACCGAAAUUAAAACCCACAUUACAAUCCACUUCACAAUUCAAUUUCAAGUCCGUCACCCUCUAUAUAAAGAGCCCCCCAAGGUUUCAGUUCUUCACCGCAGUAGCAAAACAGAGGCAGAAACGACCGGCAGAGAAAUAAAAAUGGGAGGCUGGGCAAUCGCAGUGCAUGGUGGUGCUGGUGUAGACCCAAAUCUCCCUAAUGAAAGGCAAGAGGAAGCUAAAAGACUCCUCAAUCGUUGCCUUGAUAUUGGAAUCUCUGCUCUUCGUUCUAACCUCUCCGCCAUUGACGUCGUUGAACUUGUCGUGAGGGAAUUGGAAACGGAUCCUUUGUUUAAUUCCGGGCGUGGAUCGGCACUUACGGAGAAAGGGACGGUGGAAAUGGAAGCUAGUAUUAUGGAUGGACCGAAGAGACGAUGCGGUGCUGUUUCGGGUUUAACGACAGUGAAGAAUCCGAUAUCUCUUGCUCGACUUGUUAUGGAUAAAACACCACAUUCGUAUCUGGGUUUUGCCGGCGCCGAAGAGUUUGCGAGGAAACAGGGUGUGGAGUUGGUGGACAAUGAAUAUUUCAUUACAGAAGACAAUGUGGGGAUGCUUAAGUUAGCAAAAGAAGCAAACUCAAUCCUGUUCGAUUACCGUAUCCCAACCCUCACCACCUGCGGUGGCAGCGCAGCCAUGGAAAAUCAAUUACAAAUGAACGGCUUACCAAUCAGUCUCUACGCCCCAGAAACAGUAGGUUGCGUUGUAGUUGACAAACAAGGUCAUUGCGCUGCCGCUACUUCCACUGGUGGAUUAAUGAACAAGAUGACCGGAAGGAUUGGUGACUCACCGCUGAUUGGUUCAGGGACUUAUGCUUGUGACUUAGUGGCUGUUUCAUGUACCGGUGAAGGUGAAGCCAUUAUACGAAGCACUUUGGCUAGGGAAGUAGCGGCGGUGAUGGAAUAUAAAGGGUUGAAUCUUCAUGAAGCGGUGGAUUAUGUGAUUAAAACUAGACUAGAUGAAGGCAAAGCUGGUCUUAUUGCCGUGUCAAAGAAUGGGGAAGUGGCUUGUGGGUUUAAUACUACUGGUAUGUUUAGGGGUUGUGCUACUGAAGAUGGGUUUAUGGAAGUUGGUGUCUGGUAAAUUUGUGUUUGGUUUAGAUGCUGGGUUCAUAUUGAAGUGAAGCAAUAAAUGUAAUAAUUGCAUGUUAAGAUCUUGAAUGUCUUCUAAGGUCUAAGGUCUAAGUUUCUACUAUAUCAAUGAAUCAUGACAAGUUUGAUGUUCUUUCAA